Messenger RNA from Caenorhabditis briggsae, 1251 nucleotides. It is a transcript of the gene Cbr-cln-3.3, whose product is annotated as Protein CBR-CLN-3.3. Gene Ontology annotation, biological process: lysosome organization; regulation of intracellular pH. Gene Ontology annotation, cellular component: lysosome; membrane. The coding region runs from base 1 to 1251 and encodes 416 amino acids. NCBI's taxonomy places the organism in Eukaryota, Metazoa, Nematoda, Chromadorea, Rhabditida, Rhabditidae. The record is from RefSeq and is a predicted model, not a curated record. The transcript is spliced from 9 exons.
AUGAAGAAGAUCAACUGGGACACUGUCCGGACCGCAGUGGCAUUUUUCCUGCUUGGUCUCUGCAAUAAUUACGGGUAUGUUAUCAUGCUGAGCGCCGCCGAGGAUAUACUGAGUCAACAACACGGAAAGAACAAAACAACGACAAUAGACGCCUGCAUGCCCAACAUCACUGUCCGAGAAUGCAAACCACCAGUAGCUGAAGUUCUUGUUUCUGACAACUUGCCAAGUUUACUUGUCAAACUCUCCUUCCCAUUCUUCAUGGACAGAUUCCCAUUCGGGCUCCGAGUGGCAGUUGUUUGUAUGUUGCAAGCUGCUUCGUACUUUGUUGUCGCCUUCUCUGUCUCCAUUCCGAUGUCACUAGCUGGAGUGGUUCUUGUUAGUUUGGGUGGUGGGUUGGGAGAGAUUACGUUUCUGGGACUGUCCGCGCAUUAUCAGAGAAUCGCUAUUGCUGGAUGGUCCUCUGGAACUGGAAUGGCUGGAUUGCUAGGUUCAUUCUCUUAUGCCUUCCUCACAGAACCUCAUAUGGCGAAUUUGACACCAAAAGUUGCACUUCUGAUACAACUCUUCAUUCCAGUUCUAUUUGCUUUUGCCUACUUCAUACUUUUAGAGAAGCCCGAAUCGGUAUACUCUCCUUCGCUGAGUCCGAAGACGUGGAUAGUGCCGAAGGGGUAUGAUGACUUUGUUGUCAGUGAACAUAGAGUCCCUCAACGACAACUAACCCCAUGGGAAAGGGUUCAGCUAAUUGUGCCUAUGCUUCAUCUGAUGAUCCCCUUGGCAUUUGUCUACGUCGGAGAGUAUAUGAUAAAUCAAGGAAUGACCCAACAGAUUGUGUUUGACUGCAAACACGGAUUCAAUCUCUCCCUACACAGUCAGUACAGAUGGUAUCAAGUACUUUAUCAAUUCGGAGUUUUCGCAUCCAGAUCAUCUAUCAAGUUGAUAGAGCUUCCAAUGUGGGUGCUCUAUUUGUUACCUAUCCUUCAGUUAUCAAACAUGUUAUUCUUCUUUUUUGACGCUCUUUACUGGUUUGUUCCACAUAUCGGCAUAAUUUUCGCGUUGAUCGUUUUCGAAGGGUUAUUUGGAGGAUCUUCGUAUGUCAACACUUUCCACAAAAUUCAUAAUAAGGUCGCACCGGAUGUUCGGGAAUAUUGUCUUUCGGCUGCUUCCAUGGGAGACAGUAUCGGUGUAAACUUUGCGGCUGGAGUAUCCAUACCACUCCACUAUUGGAUGUGUGGACGACCGGCACCUCGGUGA